This is a messenger RNA of Columba livia (rock pigeon), 2843 nucleotides long. RefSeq names its product aldo-keto reductase family 1 member B7-like. Gene Ontology annotation, molecular function: aldose reductase (NADPH) activity. The transcript is spliced from 9 exons. The coding region runs from base 1346 to 2563 and encodes 405 amino acids. Gene Ontology annotation, cellular component: cytosol. The record is from RefSeq and is a predicted model, not a curated record. NCBI's taxonomy places the organism in Eukaryota, Metazoa, Chordata, Aves, Columbiformes, Columbidae.
GCCUGUGAAUAUACAGUCAGCAUCAUCCGUGCAAGUCUUGUGCUCCAUGCUUGAGACCUGAGUUGCCUUUUUAUUUGCUCCAGGAGACUUCCCUGAACAUUUUUGCAGAUAAAAUGUUUGUCUGGUGUCUGCAUCCAUGUCUGUUUUUGGCCCUGUUUGAACGGAGAUUAGUAUAAAAAAAAAAAGAGUUGAAAUAAAUUGCGUUGAUGACAUUGAUGAGACACUGGUCUCUAUUAUUGUGCCAACACAUGCAGAACAGAAAACGUGAGAAAGUGGGAGGAGCUUAAUAUAUAACAUAGAAUUAUGGCUGGUAGUGUUUAGAAGCUACAUCAAAAAUGCAUGCAGUUUCAAAGGUGAUCAGAAAAACUGUUUUGAGAAAGAAGUUAAAGUUACAGUUAAAGUGGGCACUGACAGCCCUUACAGUGCAAAAGUUAAGGGACCUCUCUCACACACAGCGGGGCUAAAACACACUGCAAAAUGGGACUACAGCUUUGAUGCUUAACAUCAGGUCUCUGAACCCAUAUUAACGAACAUAAAUAAAUGACGUCACUCCUGGAAGAACUCAGCACUCAUAGUGUCUGUUGAAAGGUGUUCAGACACCACAGUAACAAGCAGAGUACUGAAAAGCUGACUAGCUGGUGUCAUAAAAGUGAGAGUCAAGGUGAACCCCUCCUGUUAUUUACUCCUGUAGCAACUCUCUCAUUGAGUUUGAUUGCCUGGAUUUCACCUCAUCUUCCUAAUGUGAAGCAACUUUUUCUUCCUCAAAACAGCUGUCAUCUAAGUAGCCCUGCCUUCCCAGGUGCCUGCUCUAAAUCUCUGAGGCACCCUGCUCACAGAAAGUUUCUUGCAGCCUUUAAAUGUCAGUCCUCUGAAUGCAUUUUGACCCUAUAUAGAAACCAAAGAGUUCAUUCAGACUCAAGCACUACUUGUAGACAAAUUCCUUUUGAAGCCUCCAGCACACUACUGAUGAUGGCUGAUGUUUUAACUAAACACAGGGAACCGAUGCCUUCACACAGAGUGACGCAACGGUCCUGCAAGGAGGACAAUGGGAGCCUACCCCUCUGCAAAGACAGAGACCACAGAUUUUAUGUAAAGGUAAGACCAUGUUCACUUUUAGUGAAUUCCUCUGUGAACAGAGGGUAAGCCUGAUAUUUUCCAGGAUAAAAAACAGAAAUUUUGGUCAAUUUGUCACCAUUUGUGAGUAACUGAGAAAGUCCUUCAGUGGCCUGGACACCCGUUGCCUCACACAGCAAUUCUCCCGGCAGCCAUCAGGCUCUCUCCACUGCAGAAAAACACGUGCAAAGUGCCAAGUUCACAACUCAGGCAUUUGCUUUUAGUUUGUUCAAUGCAAAAAAAAAAAAAAACCAAACAAACACACCACACACAACAAACAAUCAAAGAAACACAAUCCUCUUCAUAUCAGGCUUCUGGAGCCAACCAAAAUCCCAAAAUCAUGAGCAUCUUGUGCCUCCCAAAUAACGAAACCCUGGUGGAGGUGAGGGGGCGGAACAGUGGGUGUGGGCCGAGGCGGGGUGGGCCUUCGCGCCUCGAUGGGUACAGACAGACCAACGGAUACUUGCCUGCAGACGCCAUGGCGAGCCCCUGCGUGGAGUUGAGCAACAAGAUGAAGAUGCCUGUCCUGGGGCUUGGCACUUGGCAGGCUCCUCCAGGAAAGGUGGAAGAGGUGGUGAAGUUUGCUAUUGAUGCAGGCUACCGCCUCUUUUACUGUGCCUUUGUCUACCAGAAUGAAAAUGAAAUAGGGAAUGCAGUCCAGCAGAAGAUCAAGGAAGGGGCUGUGAAACGGGAAGACCUCUUCAUUGUCACUGAGUUGUGGAACACGUUUCAUGAGAGGUCCCUGGUUAAGGUAGCAUGCAAGAAGAGCCUCGCUGCACUGCAACUGGAGUACCUUGACCUCUACUUGAUAUACUUCCCCAUGGGAUUCAAGGCUGGUGAAGAACUGCAGCCUGUGGAUGAGAAGGGAAGGAUUAUCCCCAGUGACACUAACUUUCUGGACACAUGGGAGGCCAGGGAAGAGCUAGUGGACUGUGGUCUGGUAAAAGCCAUUGGUAUCUCCAACUUUAACCAUGAGCAGAUUGAAAGAAUCUUGAACAAGCCAGGACUAAAACACAAGCCAGUAAAUAACCAGAUCAAAUGUCACCCAUACCUAACCCAGGAGAAGCUGAUCAAGUACUGUCAAUCCAAAGGGAUUGCUGUAACUGCAUACAGCCCCCUUGCCUCUCCUAAUCAUCCAUGGGCCAAGCCAGGGGAACCUACAUUGCUGGACAAUCCCAAGAUUAAAGAGAUUGCGAUUAGGCACCAUAAGACCCCUGCUCAGAUUCUGAUCCGUUUUCUUAUCCAAAGAGAUGUGAUUGUCAUUCCCAAGUCUGACAAACCACAGCGUGUUGAGGAAAACAUCAAGUUAUUUGACUUCGAACUGUCUAAAAAGGAGAUGGAUGUGAUCCUCAGCUUCAACAGGAACUGGAGGGCCAUUCCAGUGCUUGAGUAUGUUCUGUAUUAUCUGUUAGUUCAAUUUCUAUCCAUAUUUUCAUCCUCCAUAUCUUGAAAACAUACAUGACCAAAACUAGGGAGAGCUCAUAUCCUAAACCCUUAACCCCAGGUAAUGAGACAUGUUCUGGAACUGAUGUCAAGAGGCAGAUUCAUUCAGGGAAUUCUCUUCAGUGCUUUGAUGUUGCAUGUGCUUGUUCACAAGCCUGUGCUCAAGUUUUGCUGCUUUCAUUAGUUUAGAUGCCUUGGCAGUGGCGGAGAGAGAAUGUAUUAGGGACAUGCUGCUGAAGAUACAUUCUACAAUACUUAAAUAACCAUUUUAUUCUCUUCUCGGUGCU